AAAGCCGAGAUCGCCCUUUCCAGCAUCUCCCGGCCACAGCGUCAGACGCGGAGAUAUUUACAGUCAUCUUAUUUACACAGUUCCGAUGAAGCAGUACCACACCCUCCUUUGCGUCUUAUGGUCUGUCUUGGCACUCGCGCAGGGGGCUUGCCCAGCGCGGGAGGCUAUCUCACCCUGUGGGUGCAGAGGGACUAAAAAUGGAAUAUUGUUGGAGUGCCGUGGACCCGAAGAAACUGAUCGAAUUGUCUCUGUACUCAAAAACUUGGCAGGUAGAACAGGCUAUGAAGUCCAAAUAGAAUCUCUCACCACCGAAAAUCUUCCAGAAACUGUCCAAAAGGCUUCAGCAAUCCGCUUAAGACAGUGCAGUCUUGGACGUCUGAUCGAAUCUCAAUCUCCUGCGUGGCCGAGGUUGACUGAAGUGGUCUUCGAAUCCAUGUCCAUACGGGACAACCCAUGGUCCCAACUGAAAAGGGCAUCCUCACUGCGCUACCUCAAAGUCGAAGCAUUCCCCAUGCCAGUGAUCGGUUCAGAUUUUCAAGAUGUCCCCAGCAGUGUGGCUUACCUGGAGCUGAAGCAGACGGAUACCGCAGUAUUAGAGCCUGGAAGUAUGGCACAUCUGAAUGGUUUGGUGUACUUGCACAUGGUGGACUUGCCUCUGAAAAAGUUUCUCAGGACCGCUCUGCCAGAGAAAAUGCGGCAAUUGCAUACGUUUAUUCUAGGGAAUACUAACAUUGAAUCUCUGGAAGCAACCUUUUUUGAAGGCAUGCCGAAAUUGGAAGUUCUUAUGCUAAAUGGCAAUAAGUUCGCUACAAUGGAUAACCGACUCUUUACACCGAUAACACACCUAACGCAUUUAUUGAUCGAAAGUAAUCCUUUAGUUUGUCAAUGUGCACUAGCCAAAUGGAUUAAAAACUUGAAUUUGAAGAACUCAGUUAGAAUUUUGGCAACUUGUUACGACAACAUCACUCAAGAAUCGAAAGAAGUUAUCAAUCUUAGUGAAAAUGAAUACUGUUUGUAAAAAUCUAGUGUUCACUUCUGAAAGUGAAAAAAACACAUCAAUACCUCAACUGACAGUGAAAUAGGAAAAGUUUACAUAAAAAAUAAGUAUUUAAAUAAUUAAGUAUAUCUGAAAUUGGUUUACAUCUUCCGCUAAAUGAAAAUACUGUUUUGAAAUGCAGUUUUAUUUAUGAACGUAUUAAAACUUUCUGUGUAUUGUAAAUAAAUAAUAAAUUGAAAACA
Uloborus diversus is the source of this 1239-nucleotide messenger RNA. RefSeq names its product immunoglobulin superfamily containing leucine-rich repeat protein-like. The transcript is spliced from 4 exons. NCBI's taxonomy places the organism in Eukaryota, Metazoa, Arthropoda, Arachnida, Araneae, Uloboridae. The record is from RefSeq and is a predicted model, not a curated record. Gene Ontology annotation, molecular function: protein binding. Gene Ontology annotation, cellular component: plasma membrane. The coding region runs from base 86 to 1018 and encodes 310 amino acids.